UUCAGUAUUUAGCAGCAAAAAGUUCUAAAAAUAAAAGAAAAUAAACUUUUUCUGCAUUUCUCAUCCAUUUUCCAUCUAAAUGGACGAAGGACUAAAUGCAGCAGACCUUCACGAGCAUGUUUUGGAAUAUAUUUUCUCCUACUUGAGUUUGCACGACCUCAAAAACUGCUCAAUUGUUUGUCAACGAUGGAGUAGCAUAAUCAAUCACAAUGAAAAUAAUGAUAUUUGGAGAUUACAUGCAAUAAGAAAACUCCCCGACGAAGCCAUCAAAAGCGAUUUACUGUCCUCCACACCCACAUACAAAGCAAAAUUGCGAGCCUUUUAUCACGCUUGGAACCCAAAUGACUGUAGUAAAAAUAUUUAUAUCAAAGCUAAUCAAUUCACGCUGCAUAGAAAUCCAGUAGCACAAAGUACGGAUGGCUCUCGUGGCAAAAUCGGAUUUAGUCAUGGGCGACAUGCAUGGGAGGUAAUUUGGGAAGGUCCACUCGGUACUGUUGCUGUUGUCGGCAUUUCAACGCGUGAAGCUGCCUUGCAAUGUCACGGAUACGUGGCUCUCCUCGGAUCUGACGAAAAUUCAUGGGGUUGGAACAUUGUCGAUAAUCAUCUGUUACACAAUGGCGACUCGCAAGGCAACUAUCCGCUACUAAACAAUCCGCCAAAGUAUCAAGUUGGCGAACGAAUACGAGUGAUUUUAGAUUGUGACGACAAUACGCUGUCGUUCGAGAAGAAUUACGAGUUUUUAGGAGUGGCUUUUAAAGGACUGCCAGACAAGAAAUUAUAUCCAACAGUCAGUGCUGUUUAUGGCAACACGGAAGUUAGUAUGGUUUAUCUCGGUCCUCCGCUAGACGGGUAACGAUGUACAGACAAAAAUUGACUUUCACGAAGACUUAAAAAAAAAGUAAAACUGCAAAAAGAUGAACUACUGGAACGAUUACCCUCCACACAGAUGAGUAAAAAGUAGUUUUUGAUACAAAUGGUGUCCAAAUUUUAUAUUCAUUAUACGAGAAAACUGUUUGUCAUCUAAGCCGUCGUCGCCCUUAGCUCUAUUUCUAGAUUCUAAAAAAAAAUAACUUUUUAGCUUAAUUUUCUUAACGUAUUAAUUUUACGUAUUCUGUAGGUAUGAUAUUAUUUUGCAUUUAUAGAUUUUAUUGGUCAAGGGAUUCGUUGUGCAUUCCAACAUGAAUUAAUAUUUUUUUUAUUUUAAUUUUAAAAAGACGUUGCUUGAG
This is a messenger RNA of Culicoides brevitarsis, 1226 nucleotides long. RefSeq names its product F-box/SPRY domain-containing protein 1 (gene Fsn). Gene Ontology annotation, biological process: proteasome-mediated ubiquitin-dependent protein catabolic process; synapse assembly involved in innervation. Gene Ontology annotation, molecular function: protein binding. Lineage: Eukaryota; Metazoa; Arthropoda; Insecta; Diptera; Ceratopogonidae. Gene Ontology annotation, cellular component: SCF ubiquitin ligase complex; synapse. Bases 80 to 853 code for a protein of 257 amino acids. The record is from RefSeq and is a predicted model, not a curated record. The transcript has 4 exons.